CGCCGCGCUCCACCGCCAUGACGCGCGAAAUUCUGGCGCAUGACGCACGCGGCGCCGCGGCCGGCUGUCGUCGGACCGGCGCGCCGGCCGUCAGAAGAUCUGCAGCGUGCUGCAUGCUGCCUCGGCAGAUUUUCUGAGGCUGCGCCGGAGAUAGCAGCCAGCAGCCAGCAGCCAGCACAGUACAGACAUCAGCAGCAGGCCACGGCGGCGGCUCGCGGGAGAAGAGCUCCCCUCGAGAGCAGCAGCGCUCGCAAGAGGGCUAGCAGCGUCAUCAUGAACGGCCCGCCGCGGCACGUGCACGGCAUGGCCCCCUGAGGCAGAGCUGAAGUGCGCCGCGAGACCGACGAGGCGCAAGAGGCC
This is a messenger RNA of Tilletiopsis washingtonensis, 360 nucleotides long. RefSeq lists its product as hypothetical. Bases 40 to 315 code for a protein of 91 amino acids. The transcript has a single exon. NCBI's taxonomy places the organism in Eukaryota, Fungi, Basidiomycota, Exobasidiomycetes, Entylomatales. The record is from RefSeq and is a predicted model, not a curated record.